AUGUCCCAUCCAUUCCAAAAUGGCAUCCCAGACGACAACGUAGUCGAAACGAACGGCGUUGCAUCAUCAUCGUCGUCCUCCCCUGCUUCCACCACCAGCGACGCGUCUUCGUUUCCAGAUCUCUCUCUCAUGGCCACAGGGCUGCGUGUCCUAGCAGAAGUCGAGAUGAUGGAUGAAACUCGGCAAGAGGGUCACGGCCUCGAUGGAAGCCUAGGAGCAGGAGCUGGAGCGCACGGCAUUGCUGGUCCUGACCCUCCUCCUUCUCCGGCAGAUCUUGGUGGUAGCAGUUCAUCUCCUGUCGGUAUUGGGCGUGGCAGUCCCCUUCCGCCUCCGGCCGCUUUUGGUCGUGGGAGUAUAUCUCCCCGAGGCGUUGGGCGUGGCAGUCUAUCUCCUCGAGGCGUUGGUCGUGGCAGUCCAUCUCCUGUCAGCAGUGGGCGUGGCAGUCCCCUUCUGCCUCCGGCCGAUAUUGGUCGUGGGAGUCUAUCUCCUCGAGGCGUUUGGCGUGGCGGUCGAUGGCGUGGCGUUGGGCGUGGCGUUCUCUAUCCUGCCGACGUUGGGCGUGGUAGUCUAUCUCCAUUCGAAUCUCCAUUCGACAUGGGGCCCGGCAGUCUAUUUCCUGUCAUCCUUGGGCAUCGCAGCCCAUCUCCUCGAGGCGUUGCUCGUGGCAGUCCAUCUCCUGUCAGCAGUGGGCGUGGCAGUCCCCUUCUGCCUCCGGCCGAUAUUGGUCGUGGGAGUCUAUCUCCUCAAGGCGUUUGGCGUGGCGGUCGAUCUCCUCGAGGCCUUGGGCGUGGCGGUCGAUUUCCUCGAAGCAAUUGGCGUGGCGGUCUAUAUCCUGCCGACGUUGGGCGUGGUAGUCUAUCUCCAUUCGAAUCUCCAUUCGACAUGGGGCCCGACAGUCUAUUUCCUGUCAUCCUUGGGCAUCGCAGCCCAUCUCCUCGAGACAUUGCUCGUGGCUAUCCAUCUCCUGUCAGUAUUGGGCGUAGCAGCCUAUCUCCUGGCGAUAUUGGGCGCGGCAGCCUAUCUCCUGGCGAUAUUGGGCGCGGCAGCCUAUCUCCUGGCGAUAUUGGUUCUGGCAGUCUUUCUCCUUUCGAUCUUGGUUCUGGCACUCUGUCUCCUGUCGACAUCGACAGUGAUCGUAGCAGUCAAUCUCUCGGCAACAGUGUUCGCAUCCCCCCAUCUCCUAUUGAAGCUGCUCGUGCCCAGGAAGAACUGGCCCGCAUCAAUGCAGUCAGCGCAAGCACGAGAUGUUCCGCGCGCUUGGUGGUGCUGUGCACCCCAGAAGAGAUACUGCGCAUCUUUGAGAACGCUAGAGACUCCGUGCAGGACACUCAGACGAGGCAGGCAGAUGACUGGAUGUUGACGCAGGCAGCUCGGUUUUCGCAAUGA
Molecule: messenger RNA, 1386 nt
Organism: Sphaerulina musiva SO2202
Lineage: Eukaryota; Fungi; Ascomycota; Dothideomycetes; Mycosphaerellales; Mycosphaerellaceae
Exons: 2
Coding region: 1-1386 (461 amino acids)
Source: RefSeq, a predicted model, not a curated record